Tauraco erythrolophus (red-crested turaco) is the source of this 2271-nucleotide messenger RNA. The record is from RefSeq and is a predicted model, not a curated record. Lineage: Eukaryota; Metazoa; Chordata; Aves; Musophagiformes; Musophagidae.
AUCUAUAUUGAGUUGGAUUUGCGCUACCAGCCUCCAGACGGCUCAGCUGGGACCUGGGUUGAAGAGGACUUUGUCUAUCAGAUGAAAGACAGUUCAGAGUUAAUCAUCCGCAAUCGUGGAUUUGAGGAGCUGGAGGCAGCCGAGGGACCGAGAGCGAGCGAACUGGACAGGAGAGCCACCACGCUGGGCAGGAAACUGGCGAAAGGCCUGGAGACUGAUGAGGAAGAGGAAGAGGAGGAAGAAGAUUUCUACGAUGUGUCUGAAGUGGAGGUCUCGGGCAUUGUCUUCAGCCCUGUGAAGAGCCGCUCCAGACUUUGCUCCGCACGGGAUCUCUUUGCCACUCCAACCCCGCAGAGCUUCCAGGUUGGGAUUAAUAUCAUUGAAGCGCAGAAACUGGUGGGGGUGAACAUUAACCCUUUUGUGGUAGUCAAGGUUGGAGAGGAGAAGAGGCACACGGCGACGCAGAAGUCAACAAACUGCCCCUUCUACAACGAGUACUUUUUGUUCGAGUUCCAUGAGCCAAGGGACAUUUUAUUCCACAGACUCAUAGAGAUCUCGGUUUUUCACUCAAAGAUGCCAUUCCUGGGAACAUGUAUAGGAACAUUCAAGAUGGAUGUUAUGACAGUGUACAACCAGCCAGAUCACAAGUUUUUCCAGAAGUGGGCUGUUAUCAGUGACCCCAUGGACACCCGGGCAGGCGUGAAAGGAUUUGUGAAGUGCAACAUCUCCGUCACCGCACGUGGGGACAUUGUGGGCUCCCUUCCCACCUCCUCCAGCAGCCGAGAUGAGGACAUUGAUAGGAACCUGCUGCUGCCUAAGAGAGUCCCUGCAGAGAGACCCUGGGCCAGGGUCUGCGUCAAGCUGUAUCGUGCCGAGGGCUUGCCCAGCAUGAGCGCGGGCAUCAUGGGUGGUUUCUCCAGGAUCAUAGGGGAGAAAAAGGUCUUUAUCAACCCUUACGUGCAGGUCUCGUUCUGUGGGCAGCAGGGGGAAACGUCAGUGGAGACCAAUACCACCGAGCCUGAGUGGAACGAGCGGAUCAGCUUCAUUGAGAUGUUCCCGCCUCUGGCCAGGAAGAUAAAAAUCCAGGUUCUGGAUGAUGCCAAUGUUGGUGACGUGGCCAUUGCUACACACUACAUUGACCUGCAGCAGAUCUCAGACCCUGGCAGGAAUGGCUUUAACCCCACGUUUGGCCCAGCCUGGGUGAACCUAUAUGGCUCCCCCCAGAACUCGGCUCUGCGGGACAUCCACAGGGACCUCAACGAGGGCAUGGGUGAGGGGAUCUUCUACCGUGGGCGCAUCCUCAUCGCCGUCACAGUGGAGAUCUUCAGCAGCCCCAGCGUGGCAGACAGGAAGCUUGGGGACAAGAUGAAAGGUGCCCUCGGCAAACUGAAGCUGAAGAAGAAAAGUAAGAGAUCCAGGGAGAAGGCCAAAGAACUGAGCCAGCUACAGGGAGAGGAGGAGGCUGGGGGCUCUCAGGAGGCCGAGCAGCCUGGGGAGGUCACUGUGGAGGUGGAAGAGCUUCAUCCCCUCCCUGAGAAUGCGUUGGGGAGGAAGGAGGAAUUCCUCCUCUUCCUUGCCUUCUUUGAAGCCACUAUGAUGGACUCCUCUCUCGGCUCCAAGCCUGUCAGCUUUGAAGUCUCUAUAGGAAACUAUGGCAAAGCUGAAGAGGUUGCGACCAAAGUGUGGAGAAAAGUGGAAAAGGGAGAAGUGAAAGAAGAAAAGCAGCCUUUGCUGGACCCUGGUUCAGAUGAUGAGUUGGAUGUUGAAGUCCUGGCCCCAGCUUCACCAGCACUGAACAAGUCGGUCACGAAGAGCCAGAGACCAGAGCCCAUGGAGUAUGACAGGUCCUACAGCUGCCUGCCCAUGACGCAUGAGAAGCCCUGCGUGUACGUGUGGAGCUACUGGGAGGAUCACACCUGGAGACUCUUCAUUUCCAACUGGAUCGUGAAGCUGGCAGAGCGCCUGGAGCAGGGGCUGGAUGACGUGGAGAAGCUCAUGAGAAGGCCAAAGGCUAAAGCAGAAGAGCGGCUCGGAGAGGUGCUGGAGGAAUUUGUAGCUGGAUGCAGGCAAUAUUCACUCAGCGCAGAGAGGAAAGCAAUGGCACAUCCAAACAACCUUGACAGAUGUCGGAUGAGAUACCUGAUGCGCAACAUCAUCUUGUAUGCCAAGCAAGGACUCCGUGUGAGGCGGCAGCUGACUCGAGCCAACAUCAAGGAGAAGGUUAAGGAGACAAGGAGGAUCCUGGCAAAGCUACGCUUCAUGGCUAAAGAG